This is a messenger RNA of Adineta steineri, 1065 nucleotides long. NCBI's taxonomy places the organism in Eukaryota, Metazoa, Rotifera, Eurotatoria, Adinetida, Adinetidae. The record is from the annotation of a GenBank genome assembly.
AUGUAUUUGUCUGACGAACUACCAACUACUACUUCGUACCAAAAAGUCCUUGGAUGUGGAUGUAUCAUUGGAGGAAUUCUCUUUUUUAUGUACUUUCAAAUUCAACAAAAACCAGUCAGUUUUAUAUGGAAACCUGUUCAAGUUUGGUAUACACCAGAACAGAGAAUUAAACGACCCACAUAUAUUAAUCAAGAUCAUGCUUUUUGUGGUCCUUGUCCUGCUGAUAAACGCUUUUCAACUGCUUGGCAAUUGACUGAUCUUGUUACACUUAUUUCACCAAAAACUCCAUUUCUUCUCAAUAUUGGUGCUGGAACAGCAGAUGGUGGAAUAUAUGAUCCAACUUAUCCACUUCUUACAAAUUUUACUCCACUAUUUUCUGCACUUCUUAUUGAUCCUAGUACAAAUCCAUCUCAUUUCAAUGCUUAUCCUAAUCGAUCAAAUAUUCAUAUUAUACAUGAUUAUAUUUGGAGUGAAACUAUCGUUGAAAAUAUUCUACAAAAAUAUAAUAUUUCAAAAUAUUUUACACUUCUUAAAGUUGAUAUUGAUUCAUAUGAAUGCUCAUUACUUCAAAGUAUUCUUCAAUCUGGUUAUCAACCACAAAUAAUUCAUACUGAAUUUAAUCCUAUUUUUGCACCACCUGUUAUUUUUAUACCUAUUUAUAAUUCAACAACAAAACAUGACUGGAAUCCACCACUAUGGUCAAGUAGUGGUCCAUUUUAUGGAUGUAGUUUAUCUGCACUUUCAAAAUUAUUAUUAUCAUUUAAUUAUACAUUAGUUGAACUAGAUUUUUGGGAUGUUAUAUAUAUAAAACGUGAUAUUGUUGAAUUAAUUCAAGUUCAAGUACCUUUGAAUGAUAAAGUUGCAUAUGAAUAUGGUUUUAUGAGUCAUUCAUGUUUUGCAUACUGUCGAGGAAAUGUCAAACUAUAUAAUGAGCAUAUAGAUGGUGCAAUAAAAACUGCUUUAAAUCAAUCAAAUUUUACAAAAUAUAUGACAAAUAUUAUCGAUUUAUUUGCUCCGGUAUCAAAGAAAACUAAUUUAAAACAUCCAUAUAUUAUUAGUAUAUAG